Phaeodactylum tricornutum CCAP 1055/1 is the source of this 1047-nucleotide messenger RNA. RefSeq lists its product with no specific name. Lineage: Eukaryota; Bacillariophyta; Bacillariophyceae; Surirellales; Neidiaceae. The record is from RefSeq and is a predicted model, not a curated record. The coding region runs from base 1 to 1047 and encodes 348 amino acids. The transcript has a single exon. Gene Ontology annotation, molecular function: oxidoreductase activity.
AUGACUACCGAAGAAAUUCCCAAAACAAUGAAACGCCUCGUCGUCAAGGCGCCUGGAAAAGAUGUGGCCAGCUGCCAGAUUGAAACCGAAGAAGUGCCGGUUCCCGAACCAGGAGCAGGUCAAGUCUUAAUCAAAGUUACAGCUGCGGCUAUUAAUCCUUCGGACUAUGGUUCGUGGCCCAAUUGUCGUCCGGAGCAGUGCCCCUUUGCCAUGGGCAAAGAAGGCUGUGGCGUCGUGGUUAAAACUGGAUCAGGCAUACUCACGUCCCUUAUUUGCGGCGUCGGUACCAAAGUGGGCUUCUCGAAUCUGCAGAACAAACAGGGUUCUUAUUCGGAAUUUGUCGUUGCCGACGCCUAUACAAGCGUCUUUCGGAUGCCAAACGACCUCCCCAUCGAAGAUGCCGCCUCCUUUUUCGUCAACCCGUACACAGCCAUAGGAAUCCUGGAUACAGUCAAGUCGGAAGGGUCCAAGGCCUUUGUCCACACGGCCGCAGCUUCCCAGUUGGGACAGAUGUUAAUUAAGGUUGCGCCAUCCCAAAACGUCGAGAUUAUCUGUGUCGUUCGGCGGCAAGAUCAAGCCGAUCUACUCAGAAACAUUGGUGCCAAGCAUAUUGUCGUUACGGGCAAGGACGACUCGUGGAAGCAAAAGCUCAAAGCCAAAAUCGAUGAGCUAAAUGCAACGGUCGCUUUCGAUGCCGUCGCUGGAAGGUCAGCUGGAGAUCUUUUGGACCUCAUGCCUGUGAAAGGAACAGUCUAUGUCUACGGAGGUCUUGCUGGAAAAGUGGAGAAUGUCAAUCCGAUGGCACUCAUCUACCACGAGAAAAAACUCAAGGGUUUUUUCUUAACAGCGUGGAUCCAGCAUGGCGGUAUGCUGGCAACAAUACCUCGAAUGAUGAUGGCAGGACACAAGGUCAAUACAGGGCUCUCCGGUGGCUGGAGUAGUUCGAAGUUCAAAGAUACGUCGUUGGAGAACGUACAGUCGGACAUUGUCCAGAUGCUCAACAGUAGUGUUACUGGUCAGAAGCUACGCGUUCGGUUGGACUCUUGA